UUCUAAUAUUAGUCUGAAUUUAAAUAAAAACGGGUAAAUUAUUUUUAUCGACUGGCCACACAGUUGGUCGCUUGGCGGGGCGCGGCACUCCGGGCGACACUUGGAGUCUAACGCUCGUGGCGUGCGGACGUAUUAAGUUAUCUAUUGUGUUACAAGAAAUAUAUAAUCUGAGCUACUUGAGUAUUGGUUUGAUUUAACCCCUCGGCGACACCCGAAGUGUUGAAAGGCAGUUUUUACAUCUCAGAAGCCAGGGAUAAAGAAAUAAAAUAUGAUGGAGGCAAACGAUGUUGGACGGAGUGCAGAAACUCCCCGGCGCAGCCGAUCGCGCUCCAGGCGUAGCCUCACUCGCGGGCGCGAUCGCGACUCCAGUCGACGCAGCCCCAGCUACUGCCGUCGGCUACAAGAUAGGGAAGAGGCGUUGAAGAAAGAACAGAAGCGGGUCCGGCAGCUGGAACUCGAACUGCAACGAGAGCGAGACGCAGAGCAACAUCGUCAGCGGAGCGUGCGUCGUGGGUCAACACAAAGGCCGACGCGCGACGCCCGCAGCCGCAGCCGCAGCCGCAGCCACAACCGAAGCCGCGGACGACACCGCAGUAGCAGUCGUGUGUUCCAUGGGCACCACCGAGGAGAUUCUAAGAGGUCAUGUAGUCCAUUAUUUUCUUCUAAAGACGUAACUCAAAUAAUUCAGUCUAUUAAAGACAUCUUCCCGUCACAGCCGGGCCAUAGCACACAAAUUUCGAAUAGAGAUAGUAAAAACAUUAUACCCGAGUUUAAUCCUUCGGAGAAAAACCAGCGUAUGGAUAUUUGGCUUAAAAAGGUUAAUGAAUGUGCGAUGGUUUACGGCUGGGACGAGAGGAGCACAGUACAUUUUGCUAUGCAAAAACUGUCUGGAUUAGCGAAAAUAUGGUAUGAAAGUCAGAGCUCGAUUUUGUAUAGCUGGUCGGAGUGGCAAACCAAGUUAUUAAACGCUUUUCCUUGCGAACAAAAUUAUGGACAGCUGCUUGAAGACAUGUUAAAACGCAAAAGUAGAAUUAACGAACCCAUACAGAACUAUUUUUACGAAAAACUUUCUCUACUU
Messenger RNA from Zerene cesonia (dogface butterfly), 1078 nucleotides. RefSeq names its product serine/arginine-rich splicing factor 4-like. NCBI's taxonomy places the organism in Eukaryota, Metazoa, Arthropoda, Insecta, Lepidoptera, Pieridae. The transcript is spliced from 2 exons. The annotation marks the transcript as partial. The record is from RefSeq and is a predicted model, not a curated record.